Messenger RNA from Plodia interpunctella (Indianmeal moth), 1707 nucleotides. RefSeq names its product antichymotrypsin-2-like (gene serpin-33). Bases 515 to 1612 code for a protein of 365 amino acids. The transcript is spliced from 9 exons. The record is from RefSeq and is a predicted model, not a curated record. Gene Ontology annotation, molecular function: serine-type endopeptidase inhibitor activity. Lineage: Eukaryota; Metazoa; Arthropoda; Insecta; Lepidoptera; Pyralidae.
UUCAAUUUGAGUUUUUCAAUUUUAUUAUUUUUCUCAAAAAGUGCAUUGUAAUUUUUUAAAAUGGAAAGAAAGAAAAAUCGAUACAUGGUUUUUAAUACUUGCAAUCCACAACAUGGGUUCCCGAAGGGCGCAAGCGUCGAGGUGGGACGCGAACAAGAUGGGACGGGACGAUCUUGACAGUUUCAGCGUGGUUGGCAACAAACGACUCAAGAUAGAGACAAAAGGGAGAUACCUUUGGAAGACAAAAGGGAAGGCCUUUUGCCCAGCAGUGGGUCACAUAAUAUGGACUAUUAAAAAAAUCAAUUCAGAAAUAUAAUUGCGUAAAUAAAAGAUACAUUAAUACCUAAUAGAAUAAAAUUCUAAUUUUACUUGAAGUUAAAAUUUUUGUAUUAUUUCAUUUUUACUUUUAUUUACUAAAAUAAAAUUUAUUUCGAGUGUUAAAAACAAUGUGACUAUCAGCAAUGGGAUCGCCACAGCCUUAGGCACCUGGCCACUGCGGUAUACCAGCAAGAACAUGGCGGUGUCCACGCUGCCGUUACGACUGGCUCUCAACAAGCUCGCGGUCGCAGCCGACGGACAGACGCGGGAGCAACUCAUGACUAUAUUAGGUGUCGAUGAUGUAAAGGAUUUGCCAAAAUUCUUCCCUCGUUUGGAGAACCAAAUCAAGUGUCUCCGGGAUUCCGACCUGAUCAUGUUGAACAAAAUCUACGUGAACCAAAGUGACGCUCUUUCUCCCAGCUUUUUCGCCGAUUCUUACCAUAACUUUGGGGUACAAGUAGAGAAGAUAAAUUUUUCUUCCCAAAAUCCAGAUGGCGUUGUUCAUUUUGUUAACGAUUGGAUAGAAGCGGAUUCAUUUAAACGAAUUACAAAUUUGCUAUCGAAUAAUGAUAUCAAACGACAUUAUAACAUGAUUUUAGUGAAUGCUAUUCACAUGAAGCCAACGUGGGAGAAAACAUUUGACAUCCGUAUGUCGGUCAUGAAGCCGUUCCAGUACCAAAACUUGACUGAAAGCGCUCCAAUCAGAAUGAUGACUGAAGUGGAGAAAGACUUUUAUUACUAUCAAGAUAGCAAGAACAAAUUCCAGGUAUUAAUGAUUCACCUAUUGUGUGAUGGUUGCAAAAUCACCUACUUUCUUCCCAACAAAGUAACGGGCCUUCCUCAACUGUUGAGCCUACUGACGAGGAAUCCAGACAUAAUGCAAAACGCUGUGAAGAAUCUGAAGAUGGAAACACUUAAUGUGCGUCUACCAGUGAUGAAGAUGAAGAAUGCUAUGAAUUGGAAUGCUUACUUGCAUGAGUUGGGAGCCAGAAAGAUGUUUGACUAUAAAUCGUCUGGACUAGAUUCCAUGGCACAGUCUACUAAUUACUUCUUAGGGAAAGCGAUACAAAAAGUAUUCCUAGAAGUUGACGAGUUCGGAGUACAUAGAGUUGCACCGCACGUACCUAUCGCGCUGCCCGAGUUUAAAUACAAGCACACAAUACCACAGUUCGUUGCUGACCAUCCGUUCUUCUUCAAAGUGGAAAUUGAAGAAAAUGGCAUCUCUCAUGAGCUCCUUAGCGGCGUCUUUUAUGGGCCUGAGGAAGAUUCUCUUAUUCGUCAAAAGAUUGCUUGAUUUUCGUACCUAUUCAUUAUAAGAACUCAUAUUUUCGUAUAAGUGUUUAAAAUAAAUUUAUUUAAAAAUAUAUUUUAUCAAUCAAGGGGCUUUUA